This is a messenger RNA of Polistes dominula (European paper wasp), 1027 nucleotides long. Its product is annotated as cytochrome P450 4C1-like. NCBI's taxonomy places the organism in Eukaryota, Metazoa, Arthropoda, Insecta, Hymenoptera, Vespidae. The record is from RefSeq and is a predicted model, not a curated record. Gene Ontology annotation, molecular function: heme binding; oxidoreductase activity, acting on paired donors, with incorporation or reduction of molecular oxygen; monooxygenase activity.
UUAUUAUAUAAUAUAGUAUAACUUUAUAUUUGUCUUCUUAUUAAAUUUUAUUUUUAUUUAGRGUAAUGGAUCUAAKKAUGGAAAGGGUCUCGAAAUUAUGGUUACAUCCAAAUAUUAUAUUUAAAAAUUCAUCUCUAGGAAAGCGGUUACAUGAAAAUCUCGCAUACAUUAAUAAUAUAACAAGCGAGAUUAUAAGGAAAAAGAAAGAGUCAAUAGAGGAAGAGAAAUUUACCCAUGAAGGAAAUGGUCUAUAUGCAAAUAAAGUAAAAAAUACGAGUCCAUUUCUCGACGCACUUUUUGAAUCACUUUACGAGACCGGAAAAUAUUCGGAGGAAAAUAUUCGCGAUGAAAUAAAUACAUUUAUUUUUGCUGGAAGUGAUACUUCUGCAGGAACUCUUACAUUUUUAUUUUUAAUGCUAGCAUCUUUUCCUGAGAUUCAGAAUAAAGUUUAUAAGGAGCUGUGCGAUAUGUACGGUUCAAGCAAUGAGAAUGAUGAUCAAAUUACAUACGAUGAUACUAAGAAAAUGUAUUAUUUGGAUCGAGUCAUAAAAGAAACACUUCGUCUUUUUCCUMCUGYUCCAUUUUUUGGACGAACAUCAUGUAGCGAUAUAAUAGUGAACGACAACAUUGUAGUACCAAAAAAUACUACAUUAUUUUUUUCGAUAUAUUCUUUGCAUCGAAAGGAUAAAUAUUGGACGGAUCCUUUACGGUUUAAUCCUGAUCGUUUUCUUCCGGGAAAUUAUGAUCCGAAGUGUUUCAUUCCAUUUGGUUCUGGGAAACGAGGAUGUGUAGGUAAAUUUUUUGCCAUGGCACAAGUGAAAACUAUAGCUGCUAGUCUAUUGAGAAAAUUUACUGUUGAAAUAGAUAAUCCAGUAUCAGUUGAAAAUAUUGGCCUACAAAUAUCCAUAACUUUGAAACCAGCUGAAACUAUACUUUUGAGAUUUAUCAAACGAUAAAAUUUAUUAUUUUUGUCAGUACUAUGUUCCGAAUAAAACAAUUGUAAUAAUUGAUUUUUCUAUUAAAAAAU